Salvelinus namaycush (lake trout) is the source of this 1167-nucleotide messenger RNA. RefSeq names its product prolactin-releasing peptide receptor-like. Gene Ontology annotation, molecular function: neuropeptide Y receptor activity; neuropeptide binding. Gene Ontology annotation, biological process: G protein-coupled receptor signaling pathway. The transcript has 2 exons. Lineage: Eukaryota; Metazoa; Chordata; Actinopteri; Salmoniformes; Salmonidae. The record is from RefSeq and is a predicted model, not a curated record. Bases 1 to 1167 code for a protein of 388 amino acids. Gene Ontology annotation, cellular component: plasma membrane; neuron projection.
AUGGAUCCCAUCCUGGAGGAGGUCCUGAGUGGGGCCAACACUACUGGAGGCCCCUCCCUGAACCACAGCAACAACCCCCUGGAUGUGUUCUCUGGCAUGCAGCUGCUGCUGCGCUUCAAGCCCCUCUUCCUGCCCCUCUACUGCCUUCUGGUGGCCGUGGCCGGCAUAGGCAACUCCAUCCUGCUGGCCUGUAUCCUGGCUGACAAGAAGCUCCACAAUGCCACCAACUUCUUCAUCGGUAACUUGGCGGCCGGCGACCUGUUGAUGUGUCUGACCUGUGUCCCUCUAACUGCCUCGUACGCGUUCGACAGCCGCGGCUGGGCCUUUGGACGCCCUCUCUGCCACCUUGUGCCGCUGCUGCAGGCCGCUACCGUCUUCGCCUCGGUGCUGUCCCUCACGGCCAUCGCUGUGGACCGCUACGUGGUGGUGGCCCACCCAGUGAGGAGGAGGAUCUCUGUAGGGGGCUGUGGCGCGGUGGCUCUGGGUGUGUGGGGGUUGUCUCUGGCCCUGGCUGCCCCUCCCUCCCUCCACACGCGUUACCUUGACCUGAGGCCGCGCGGGGUGGAGCUGGUGGUGUGUGAGGAGUUCUGGCCGAGCUCUGGCCAGCUCAGGCUGCUCUACUCCUGCUGUAUCCUGAUAGCCUCCUACAUGAUCCCUCUGCUGUCAGUCAGCGUGUCCUACUGUGCCAUCACAGUGCACCUGAGACGCCACACGCUGCCCGGAGAGCCCUCACACUGCCAGCAGCGCUGGAGCCAGAGGAGGAGGAAAACCUUCUCUCUCCUGGUGGCCUCUGUGCUUGCCUUUGCCCUCUGCUGGCUGCCCCUGCAGGUGCUGAACCUGCUGCUGGACCUGGACCCAGACUACCACAUCGUGGACAAGCGCUAUGUCAAUGUGCUGCAGGUGUGCUGCCACCUGGUGGCCAUGAGCUCCGCCUGCUACAACCCCUUCAUCUACGCCUCCCUGCACAGUAAGGUCUGGCUGCACCUCAAGGGCUACCUGUGCCCUUACUGCCGCCAGGGGCCCCCAGGGGGCCAGCUCCUCUCCCGCUCCACCUCCCGGAACCCUGCCACCUGCCUCAGCCUGCUCUCUGAGGUCUCCGCCCCCGCCAAAGAGACCCCAGGGGCCGUCGGUCCUGAGUCCGACCCCACCAACGACAGCACCCUCUGA